This is a messenger RNA of Striga hermonthica, 276 nucleotides long. NCBI's taxonomy places the organism in Eukaryota, Viridiplantae, Streptophyta, Magnoliopsida, Lamiales, Orobanchaceae. The record is from the annotation of a GenBank genome assembly.
AUGCACGGGCUCGACUGGGGCCACUACCAAAGACUGCCGGUGACUACUGUUGAGUGCGGCGGCGGCGGAGAGAGAGUGUCGAAGGCCGAGGCUUAUUUUGCCCACAUUGGAUUUGGGGAGAGGCUGUGGAAGAGGUGCGGUCAGGAGGGACUGAUUGAGUUCAGUGUGGAGAUGGGGAAAAAGUAUGUGAGGAGGGAAGAUAGGCCGCCUCAUUCUACUUUCCUUGAGGACAUUAGCAAAUUUAUCUCAGACUGCGAUUCAUCUUCUUUAGUUUAA